Molecule: messenger RNA, 3757 nt
Organism: Elgaria multicarinata webbii
Lineage: Eukaryota; Metazoa; Chordata; Lepidosauria; Squamata; Anguidae
Gene: ANKMY2
Product: ankyrin repeat and MYND domain containing 2
Exons: 10
Coding region: 54-1430 (458 amino acids)
Molecular function (GO): protein binding
Source: RefSeq, a predicted model, not a curated record
UCUCUUCCCCCUUGAGCGCCAGGAAGGGCUCCGUGUUAGGGACGGAGGCAGCCAUGGCGCCGCCAAAGAAAGGCGACUUGAGCGAGGAGGAGCAAGAGCUGCUGGAGGUGAUUGGGAAAGGAAACACUGAAGAAUCUGCAAGACUGCUAGGGAGCAAAAAUGUCCGUGUGAAUUGUCUAGAUGAGCACGGCAUGACCCCUCUUAUGCACGCAGCAUACAAAGGGAAAGUUGACGUAUGCAAACUCCUGUUGCGACAUGGAGCUGACGUAAACUGCAACGAACACGAGCAUGGAUAUACUGCCCUGAUGUUUGCUGGGCUCUCGGGCAACAAAGAAAUUACGUGGAUGAUGUUAGAGGCAGGAGCAGAGACGGAUGUCAUCAACUCUGUUGGGAGGACAGCAGCUCAGAUGGCUGCCUUUGUGGGUCAACAUGACUGUGUAACUGUUAUCAACAACUUCUUUCCUCGGGAAAGGCUAGACUACUAUACGAAACCACAAGGACUAGACAAAGAACCCAAACUGCCUGUGAGGUUAGCUGGGCCUCUGCAUAAGAUCAUUACAACUACCAAUUUGCAUCCUGUUAAGAUAGUGUUGCUAGUGAAAGAAAAUCCUCUUCUGGCAGAAGUCGAAGCAAUGCAGAAAUGCUACAAAGUAUUGGAUCUGAUUUGUGAGAAGUGCAUGAAACAGAAAGAUAUGAAUGAAGUCCUGGCAGUGAAAAUGCACUAUAUUAGUUGCAUUUUCCAGAAAUGUAUCCUUUUCCUUAAGGAGCGAGAGGAUAAAUUGGACGGAUUACUCAAAAGCCUACUAAAAGGCAGAGAUACAGAUGGCUUUCCGUUAUAUCAAGAGAAGCUCAUCAGAGAAUGCAUCCGAAAGUUUCCUUACUGUGAAGCAACCUUGCUCCAGCAACUUGUGAGAAGCAUUGCUCCAGUUGAAAUUGGCUCUGAUCCUACAGCAUUCUCUGUACUUACACAAGCCAUUACUGGCCAAGUGGGCUUUGUGGAGGCUGAAUUUUGUACAACGUGUGGGGAAAAAGGUGCAGCCAAAAGAUGUUCCGUAUGCAAAAUGGUGAUCUACUGUGAUCAGAACUGCCAGAAAAUGCACUGGUUUACACACAAGAAAGCAUGCAAGACACUGAAGGAUGCCCAUGAGAAGCAGGAGUUGGAAGCUGCCAAAGAAAAAAAGCAACAAGAAAGAAAGCAAAAGAGAGAGGCAGCACAAGCAGCAGAACCUACUUUAACAAGUGAAGAACAGUUGAUCUCUGAAGCCGGAGAUAAUAAGGAAGUGGAACUAAAAUGUGCGGGAGACAGCACUGAAGAGAUGAUUUCUAACGAGGAGACAUCUGCACCAGCUCCUCAAGCUGACAAAGUCCUUGAAGGAGAGACCCAAUUAGCAGACAUAGUUAUUGAAAAAGCACAAGAGUCUGAGGAGUAAACACUGUUUUCUAGAUCGCAGUGUCAUGAAACAUGCAGUCAAUGGCUUAUGGUUAUAAUGCUCACUUCGGCGUUUUAUAAUCCAGCAUAUGUCAAUUUACUUGUCCGGUGUAACAACGUCACACCAUCCUAGAUUGUGAGGACAAGAGAUAAACCAUCUGGUUAAAAUUAUAAUAGCAUACCCAUCUGUUUGUGUACCUACACAAAGCAUAGCUGCUUUACAAACAUCUGUUGAAAAUACAGCCACUGGCUAGCAAAAUGAAAAGCUUUUAAUUUAUCUGUCUAAAUUAAAAAUGCCAUUCAACUUCUGUAUCAGUGGGGGUGGGGGAAAGCACUGUCUGUUGAGAAGGUGGAAAAAGUGUCGGGAGAGGUGGGGGGGCUACCACUUGCCUGCUUGACCCUUGCCCAUCCUGACUAAUUAAAUCAGCCAGGAUGGGUCUGUGGGCAGAUGCCUAAGGGGCGCAAUUAAUAUGUCCUUGCAGGAGGAGGAUGUUCCCUCUUGCUUGAAGGAAGUAGUAAUAAGACCUUCAUUAAAGAAACCUUUCCUUGAUCCAAGAGAUCUGGGAAGCUGCAGGACAGUCUCAAACACUCUAUUCUUUGCUGAGGUGAUUGAGAAGACAGUGGCCUCAUGACUUCCAGAUGCAUUUGGAUGAUACUGAUUAUCUGGACCCAUUGCAAUUGGGCUUUUGGGCAGGCUAGGGGAAUGGGUCUGCUUUUGUGGAUGAUCUGUGCCAGGCCUACUAAUUCUUCUGGACCUCUUGGCAGCUUUUGAUGCCACUGACCAUGGUAUCCUUCUGGUCUGCCUUACAGACCUGGGCCUUGGGGACAUUGUAUUGCUGUGGUUUCGGUCCCUCCUGUCAGUUCGUGUCCAGAAGGUAGUGUUGGUGAACUACUGUUCAGCAUCAUGGCCAUUAGUCUACAUGUGGCAUCAGCCAAGCUUCUGUUCUGUCCCUUGUGAUUAACAUCUACAUGAAACUGCUGUGAGAAAUCAUCUGGGGCUAUAGAGUGAGGUGUCAUCCAUAUGCUGAUGAUGCUCAGCUCUAUUGCUCUUUAUUAUCUGGUCCCAAGGAAGCAGUAGACACCUUGAACAUGGCCUAUGUUGGAUAAUGGGCUGGAUAUGGGUGAACAAGCUGACAUUAAAUCCAGAAAAGACAUAGGUGCUGUUUGUCAACGGAAUGCCUAGCUCGGGAAUUGGAUUUUAAUCUGUUUUGAAUGGGGUCGUGCUCUUCCCUGAAAGAUCCUACACUGAUCUAGCAGCAGUUAUCUGUGUCUUUGUGACAUCACAGUUAGACUAUUUACAGUGUAUUCAGUGCAGGGCAUAUCCUUGAAGCGUAUCCAGAAGCUUCAACUGGUGCAAAAUCCGGUAACAAGAUUGCUAACCAGUGUGCAGUUUUGUAAUCAAUUACCCCAGUGCUGAUCAAUCUGCCAAUUGUUUUCCAGGAUCAGUUCAAAGUGUCUCAACCUUUAAAGCUCUAAGUGUCUUAGGGCCUGGCUAUCUGAUGGACUGCCUAUUUGGGUAUGAACCUGCUUGAUUAUUAAGAUCAGCAAAAGAGACCCGUUUUGAAGACAUCCUUGUCAGGCAUGUGGGAAAGGCUUUACUCCUGGGUUGCUCCUAAACUUUGGAACACACUCCCUUUGGAGUUGCAACUAGUUCCCAGUCCUCUGCAUUCAGGAAGAAAGGUCAAGAUACAUCUUUUUAACUUGGCUUUUUAAAAUUUUAAAAUUUAAAUUAGCUCUGCCCGCUCUUCCUGCUGUAUCAGGACUGCAGCUUCUCCUUACCGCCGUGUGUCUUCACAGUCAGCAGCUUCGAUAGAUAACACCAUCAGAUCAAGCGCUGUUUGUAGAAUGUUCCCCAACAGUGGGGGAGAGAAAUGCAGAGGAGUCCGACAACUCCGAGCUGAACAAUUAAACAAAUUCCAGAGGCUAGCUUUCCUCAUGUAAAAAAGCACUAAUAACAGUGCCAAGAUAAAAUCGAACUUCAACCGAUAGGGUAAAAGAAUAAAUAAAUUAAGAUAAAAAGAGUAAAAUUAGGCGAGCUACCAAACUACGUGUGUGCUGCCUCGCCCAACCGGAACCGGAACUCCGCUUUUUAAAAUUGAUAUAUUUUUAAGGUCAUUUAAUGCUUUACUAUGUUUUUAUCUGAUUGUGGUUUUUAUUUUCUGAAAUCUUUGUAAACCUCCCUGAUUGGCUUCAGAAAGGUAGUAUAGAAAUAACCAAUCAUUAAUCUGUUGGAUCAUAUCCGAUGUGACACUUCCUGGGUCUUCAGCUAGAUUUUGAAGAUGGUUUUUUUCUUCUUGUCUGUUUACAUUAAACGAUGCUGUCAAUCCA